AUGACCGAUAAGCGUUUGCUUCGUAAAAAGAUAGGAUUGAUUCUCAGGAACGUGUCGAGCCAAGAGAUCGAGCGUCAGUCCAGAAAUAUCACAAACUCUGUUAUUCCGCUGCUUAGGACAUGUAGAAGUGUUGCAUGCUACAUGAGUAUGGAAAGCGGCGAGGUUGCCACGCAGUAUCUGUUAAAACAUCUGUUCGAUGAGGGAAAAACGGUAUAUCUGCCAAGAUGUACUUCCACGGAGGAAACAGGUCAUGUAGUCUUGAGAGAGCCGAAAAGGAACUACCCACACUUGACGUUCCAUAAGAUGCAAUCGUGGCAACAGAUUCAGGAAUUGAAACCACAGGGUAAAUACCGGUUGCGAGAACCCGCGAGAGAGCAUCCUGAUCCCCUGCCCGCCCAACUAGAUGUAGUGCUAGUUCCCGGAGUCGCGUUCAGCCUGAAAAACGGUGGCAGACUUGGUCACGGUGGUGGAUAUUACGACGAUUUUUUCAGAAGAUACAAGUUACAACAUAACGGUGGCAAGCCGCUGCUGAUAGGCUUGUCGCUUAAUGAGCAAAUUGUGGAGGGCAUAGACCUUGAAAUUCAUGACCAAAAAAUGGAUUGCAUUGUCACGGGCGAUGGCGACAUUCGAUGGGUAGAGUUACCUAAAUGA
Zygotorulaspora mrakii is the source of this 651-nucleotide messenger RNA. It is a transcript of the gene FAU1, whose product is annotated as 5-formyltetrahydrofolate cyclo-ligase. The record is from RefSeq and is a predicted model, not a curated record. Bases 1 to 651 code for a protein of 216 amino acids. Gene Ontology annotation, cellular component: mitochondrion. Lineage: Eukaryota; Fungi; Ascomycota; Saccharomycetes; Saccharomycetales; Saccharomycetaceae. Gene Ontology annotation, molecular function: 5-formyltetrahydrofolate cyclo-ligase activity. Gene Ontology annotation, biological process: folic acid-containing compound biosynthetic process; tetrahydrofolate interconversion. The transcript has a single exon.